CACCAUCCUGCUGUACCACAUCAUGGCCUGGGGCCUGGCCACCCUACUCUGCCUGGAGGGAGCUGUCAUGCUUUACUUUAUGCGCACCAUCCUGCUGUACCACAUCAUGGCCUGGGGCCUGGCCACCCUACUCUGCCUGGAGGGAGCUGUCAUGCUUUACUACCCUUCUGUGUCCAGGUGUGAAAGGGGUCUGGACCACACCAUUCCCCACUAUGCCACCACGUACUUGCCACUGCUCCUCGUCCUUGUGGCCAACCCCAUCCUGUUCCAAAAGACAGUGAUGGCAGGGGCCUCUUUACUAAAAGGACGACAAGGCAUUUACACGGAGAAUGAGCGACGGAUGGGAGCUGUGAUCAAGAUCAGAUUUUUCAAAAUAAUGCUGGUUUUAAUUAUUUGUUGGUUGUCAAAUAUCAUCAAUGAAAGCCUUUUAUUCUAUCUUGAAAUGCAACCAGAUAUCAAUGGAGGCUCUUUGAAAGGUGUGAGAAGUGCAGCCAAGACCACGUGGUUUAUUAUGGGGAUACUGAAUCCAGCCCAAGGAUUCCUCUUAUCUCUGGCCUUCUAUGGCUGGACAGGAUGCAACCUGCAUUUUCAGGCUCCCCGGAAGGAGAUCCCAUGGGAAUCUAUGACGACCUCUGUCACUGAGGGAACUUACCCGUCCCCGGUGGGCUCCCGUGUGCCCAGUGAAAACACCAUUUCCAGGAAGAUGGCAUGUGUCAGUGGACACACUUCUGAUGAAGCCCUGAGCAUGCUAUCUGAAGGUAAAGCCCUGCUGUAG
Molecule: messenger RNA, 775 nt
Organism: Galeopterus variegatus (Sunda flying lemur)
Lineage: Eukaryota; Metazoa; Chordata; Mammalia; Dermoptera; Cynocephalidae
Product: G-protein coupled receptor 143-like
Exons: 6
Biological process (GO): melanosome organization; regulation of calcium-mediated signaling; G protein-coupled receptor signaling pathway
Cellular component (GO): melanosome membrane; plasma membrane
Molecular function (GO): L-DOPA binding; L-DOPA receptor activity; dopamine binding
Source: RefSeq, a predicted model, not a curated record